Molecule: messenger RNA, 591 nt
Organism: Symbiodinium sp. CCMP2592
Lineage: Eukaryota; Dinophyceae; Suessiales; Symbiodiniaceae
Source: the annotation of a GenBank genome assembly
AUGGGAUCUGGAAGCUCCGCUGCAAAGUACGAGCGGCCAGCUCUCACUGUCGCAGACGUGGAACCUCAAGAUGAUAGAGUCCAGCAGUGUCGUUCGUCUAGCUCGGCCAGCCUUCAUGUACGAAGUUCAGCGCCGGUCACCUACAGGCAAGCAACACGCAGGAAGCCUGCGACUGCGGCUUCUGUGAUGCCAGGUGCAAUGGCCUUGCCGCAGGGUGUGCAGUCCCAACAACAGGCAAGCGCUUUGCCGCAGAAUUGGCGCACGAAGUGGGAAAGGCCUGCCGCCGUGUUCUCUGUUCGUGGUGCUGCUGGCCCACGAUACCUCCCCCCACUGAGGUCCACAGGCACACGUGCCCUGCCUUCUUCACCACCCGAGUGUUUGUCGACGAAUUCUGCAGUGGCCCGCAUGGCCGCAGAAUAUUGGCGCAACGAGCAGCGAACCGGCUCUGUGCCCCCAGCGCUGGCUGGAGCUCCAAGUCCAGGAAGCACAGCGGCGACUAGCACAACGCAGAGUUGGAACUCCGGGGCCUCACCCGCGUUCAGCAGCACAGGACUCGCCACAGUGCAGACCCUGGUGCCGCCUCCGGUGUGA